AAUUUGUCUUCAUCAAACUACCAACACCAUUGAAUUAUUGACAGCUAAAUUCUUUAUACCUUGUAGAUGUCUUUGAGUGGAAUUACUCCUGCUUCACCCCCGUCCCGACACGAAAGGCCCUCAUCUAGAUCCUCGGGCCGCUCAAUACGUGCUCCUAGUCCUGUGCUUUCUAUUGACAGUCCAGUCGCGGUGCGAAACCAGAUAUCAACGCUGAAACACAAUAUCCGUCAGCAGCAAGCCCAAGUAACUGGCUUGGAGAAUCAUAUCCUCCGUGGCCCACGUCCUUACCCCAAUUUAUCCGAUUCAAUGUCAAGUUCAACACCAAAUUUGACUUCCCCUCCACCUUCAUCUUAUUCUGGUCGCUCUCCAACACCCAAUGGGUCGUCACCUACAAAAAUGGCAAGAAGAACGAGUUUCGAAGUCCUACAAGGAAUAGCUGGUCCAGAUUCCAAUUUACCGUUACCCAUUGCAGGCAGGCGCGACCUCGGCCACAGUGUGAAUGGUAGCUUGGAUGACAGCAGUAUCAAGGAAGGGGUGCCGAUGACCAGUCCAACUGCAUACAAAAGAAUAUCGAGUCCAACUCGUACUUUGAGUAGAAUACCAGUAUCUUCUGUAGGUAAUGCUCGAGCGUUGGCUGAGGAAGGAGCUCCUGCUCCUUCUACCAGCUCUUCAUCUCUUCUCCAUUCUUCAAUCAUCGAUGCAUCCUUAACCUCACCAACCUCACCCUCACUUCAACUGCCACCAUCACCGAACACUACGAAUCGACGAGCAUCACUUACACCCGGGGGUACAACCAAAGUUUUGGCGGAUCUUCAGGCUGGUGUCGUCAAUGCACGGAAUGCAUUGGAAAAUACGAAAGCCCAGUUGAGACUGAGCCAGCGGAGUGUGGCUUCGCUCACGAGACAGACGGAAGAUCUGAAAGAGGGAAGGGAGAGACUGAGAUUGGAGAACGAGGGUUUAAAUAAUGUGGUAGCGAGGAAAGAAAGACUAUUGCAGGAAGUCCUCGAACGCGCGCGCAAAGCCGAAACAGACGCCACUCAGCUCCGCUCUCAACUCAAAUCCGAAACCUCCCAAUCCAAAAAGAGCCUUCGAGAAAUGGAAGUCGCUCUCGCCGAAUCAACCGCUCUAUCACAGAAAUCCGAACGAGAGUACAUCACUCUCCGAGAAAGCCUUAAACAUUUAACGGAAUCAUGGAAAUCCGAUACCGAACGUCUCCGCGACGAAAUCCGUAAACGAGAGGAGAAAUGGAAAGGAGAAGCGGAGACUUUGGGUAAAAAGUAUCGGAAGCUUGUAGAGGAGGUGCAGGCUAGUCGGAAGGGCGAGGAAGUCGUGAAAGUUUUGAGGGAAGAGGAUCGAAACAAGGCGAAGGAGAUUGAAGAUAGGUGGAUGAAGGAGCUUGAUAAAAUGAAACAGGUUGUGGAAAAGAAUGAAAAAGAUAGCAAGGAGGAUAGUGAGACUGCCAGGCAACUCAGCGCUGAACUCGCUCGUUUACGACGUUUAAUGCAGAACGCAGGAAGAGCACCAACUAAUGAUGAGCUGGAUUCGUCGUAUACCCCUUCUUGAUUUUGUAUAUAUUGGUGCAACCGCGCCCCCACGUCUAGCGGAGCCUCUCCUAAGACUGUACAUGCAUGGAUUAUACAUACAACUAUCCCACUUUCGCAUUACAUAACUUGCAUACGAACUUUUUCUAAUACAUUACGAGCGACGAUAAGUUGCGUUGGGUUUGCUGCCAAAUGUUACUUGGUCGCCGAUAUUGGGAUGAAAAAU
Messenger RNA from Lentinula edodes (shiitake mushroom), 1767 nucleotides. RefSeq lists its product as uncharacterized. The transcript has 6 exons. Lineage: Eukaryota; Fungi; Basidiomycota; Agaricomycetes; Agaricales; Omphalotaceae. The record is from RefSeq and is a predicted model, not a curated record. The coding region runs from base 67 to 1563 and encodes 498 amino acids.